CACAAUCUCGCGCCGAAGCCCGAACAACAGAGCUCCUACAAGUACUAGUACCGGUAGCAUAGAAGCCCUCAUAAUUGUUUGUCUCGUUGACUUGCCAUCCAUCCUUCACUAUCAAUCAACAUCAUCACAGCAGCUCAUGACGACACGACGCAACAAAUCUGAGGAGGCUGAGUUUUACAAUGACCAACUCAUGGACCCGUUCGCAGAGGGCGGCUUUCGCUAUGCGGCAGAGGGCGAGUUCGUCGAAGGAGACCGAAAGGGGCAAAAAGCAGUGUGUAAAUGGUUCAAGAAGGGACACGUUCAUGAAAGUAAGUUCUUCGAUCUCGAUAUCAAGGCAAUGGAGAAAAGUGUUGAGCUCGUGAAGUCUUGGAGUGACAAGAGAAUCAUUGAGCAACGUAUUAGAGUGAACGUUCCCGAGGUGUGGACGUUCGAGAAGAGCGAUUUUUUCCACGAAGACACAAAAGUGCUCGUUGAGCCAUUCAUUGAGAACUACAAGAAGUUCAACUCGAACACAGGAUGGCAUGACUCCUCUACACCCUGGCCGAAGGUUAUGCAGGCUUUGAGUCACUUCACCUACCAUGCAUCGAACGGAGACUAUCUUCUUUGCGACCUGCAAGGCGGAGUUGAUUCAAAGGGCGUUGUACUAACUGACCCUGCAAUCCUCUCCAAGAACAGUGAAUUUGGAUUGACAGACCUUGGGUCGAAAGGGAUAAGCUCAUUCUUCUCACAGCACAAAUGCAAUGAGUUUUGCCGUUCACACUGGCGGAAGCCCAACAAUCGUGCCCAAUAUUUCUCUCCCCAAGAAGGCACAUCAAUGUCCAGUUUUGCCACAAUGCCACCUCCUCCUCCACAAUUCGUCUUCCGAUCGUCCUUCAACAACUCGGAUUCCGUCUCUACGGCCAGUGGCUUUCCGACCAUGGCGCCUCCUCCACCGCGCCAACUCUCGUGUUCGUCAACUGAAAGUAGCAUCUCAGCAUUGGUGCCCCGGAAUUUGUUUCCGAUGAUGCCGCCACCUCCCAAGAGAAGCAAGCCCAGCAAGAACUUUUCACGCGUAGGAUACCUGCGAAACGUCAAUUUAUUUGGUUCUUUGCCAUCCGUGGAAGAAUGAAGGUCAGGCUUGAUGCAUACUGGCAUCUUAAUAAAAUGGCAGGUUGACCUCAGAAGCACUUGUGUUUGACAGGAGCUAGCUGAAUAAUGCAAAUACUAUCAAUUCAAUAGUGAACACGAUUCUAUACAAAG
Molecule: messenger RNA, 1239 nt
Organism: Seminavis robusta
Lineage: Eukaryota; Bacillariophyta; Bacillariophyceae; Naviculales; Naviculaceae
Source: the annotation of a GenBank genome assembly